AUGGCUGAUACACACGGGUCAGAAGAUACAACCCAUGAACUAGAAGUCUCCCCUGGACUCGUAACCGUCCGUGGGCGAGUCGACAUCACGACGCUCCCUUUGGAAAUUAUCCAGAUGAUCGGCAAGAUUAUGCUGACAGAAGACCUCGUACGGGUAAUCCAAAGUUGCAAAGCAUUGUACGGCCAGUUGACCUACGUCUUGUAUCGCCGCAUGGUCGCCGCCAACAACCACCACAAUGCAAUUGUCCACUGCAUCUUGCGCAACCGCGCAACCCCGCUGUCAAGGUUCCUAGAUGCCGGUGCUAUACUGGACAACGGAGCUGCGCGUGAGUACCACGCGACGGCGAUAGCAACCUGCGAUAAAAACGCAGGUUUUCUAAGCAAGCACCCGCUCGUUUCCGCUGCGAGUCUAGGCCAUGCUGAGAUUGUGCGGUUGCUGUUGCGGCGCGCAGAGGCUGUCACUUGGCAAAGCCGGACAGUGAUCAAAUUUUCUGCGCUGCUGGAGGCGAUAAAGCAUGGACACGUAGAAGUAGUCCGGAUACUUGUCGAUGCGGGCGUUGAUCUACGCGGAUCCUCUACUAGUCGUUUGCAGCCCACCAUUCCCUUGGUACUUGCUGCCACCCACAAGAGCAUCGAUAUGGUGAAAAUAAUAACUGCCAAGAUGAGAGCGGAGACGGAGACCUAUCGAGCCCAGACAUACUUCAGCCAGUGCGGGCAUGCUCUCCGCGCCGCGAUACAGGCGGACUCGCACGAAAUUGUCGAGUUUUUUCUGCGCGAUGGUCUUCAUCCGAACGCUUCACGGACAACUGAGAGUUUUCUGUAUACUGCAGCAACUACAACCCCGUCGUCGUACAACAGAACGGUCAUAGUCAAACUGCUUAUGGCGUACGGGGCAAGCACGGUAAAGAGUGACCCCGGUCUGAUAAAGGCUUCCUGGAAUAAGAAUUUCGAGGUUGUGAACCAUGUGCUCACAGAGGGUUGUGAUUGGAAGUAUAAGAUGAGGGAAGUCAGGUGGGCUCGGCUUAUGGCGGAGAAUGAAGGGCAGCAGGAUGUUGUGCAGCUUUGGAACGAAUACGUGGAUCAGCGGAUCCGUGAUGGCGGCGACAUGGCUUAA
Molecule: messenger RNA, 1113 nt
Organism: Talaromyces rugulosus
Lineage: Eukaryota; Fungi; Ascomycota; Eurotiomycetes; Eurotiales; Trichocomaceae
Exons: 1
Coding region: 1-1113 (370 amino acids)
Molecular function (GO): protein binding
Source: RefSeq, a predicted model, not a curated record